This is a messenger RNA of Platichthys flesus (European flounder), 3431 nucleotides long. RefSeq names its product klotho (gene kl). The transcript is spliced from 13 exons. The record is from RefSeq and is a predicted model, not a curated record. NCBI's taxonomy places the organism in Eukaryota, Metazoa, Chordata, Actinopteri, Pleuronectiformes, Pleuronectidae. Gene Ontology annotation, molecular function: hydrolase activity, hydrolyzing O-glycosyl compounds. Gene Ontology annotation, biological process: carbohydrate metabolic process. The coding region runs from base 215 to 3151 and encodes 978 amino acids.
AUCUCGCACCAUCAAGUUGUGCUUGGAGACCUUCGUGCGUCAGGCGCUCUGGGUAAUAAUUGACAGGUCUGGAGAGGUGGUGCGUGCGGGGGGUUCACAGCUGGCUGGCUUCACUCCACUCUCCCCUGUUUAAUCACCGAUAACCCUCCAAAGCAUGGUCGGGUGAAGAGCGGAGCGGAGAACUGGACGUCCGAGGCCAGAACAGCCCGGAGCCAUGCGCGCCCUGCUCGCCCUCCUCGCGCUGCUCGCCCCCCUCGGCUCCGCCAAACCCAACGCUGGCCUGAAAACGUGGAGUCGCUUCAGCAAAAUGCCUUAUCCCGGAGACAAGGCUUUCCUCUACAACACCUUCCCUGGGGACUUCGUCUGGGCGGUGGGCACGGCCGCGUACCAGGUGGAGGGCGCGUUCGAGAAGGACGGCAAGGGGCUCUCCAUUUGGGACACUUUUACGCGCGGAGGGAACCGGAAGGUCACCGGGGACGUGGGCAGCGACAGCUACCAUAACAUCCACGCCGACAUCCGAGCCAUCCGGCAGCUCGGGGUCAGCCACUACCGCUUCUCCCUGUCCUGGGCCCGGAUGUUCCCCAACGGGACGCGUGGGAGCCACAACGAGAUCGGCACCAACUACUACCGCACGCUCAUCCGGAGGUUGAAGGAGAACCGAGUGCAGCCGGUGGUCACGCUGUACCACUGGGACCUGCCCGACCACCUGCAGCAGACCCUCGGCGGCUGGAGCAACCCGGAGAUGGUGGGCAUCUUCAAGGAGUACGCGGACUUCUGCUUCCAGACCUUCGGGGACGACGUGAAGAUCUGGAUCACCAUCGAUAACCCGUUCGUGGUGGCGCGUCACGGGUACGGCACCGGAGUGGUCGCCCCCGGGAUCAAGAGCGACCCCGACCUGCCGUUCCGGGUGGGACACAACCUGCUGAAGGCUCACGCGGCUGUGUGGCACCUCUACGACCGACACUACCGCCCCCGGCAGCAGGGCAAGCUGUCCAUGGCUCUGGCCUCUCACUGGAUCAAGCCCAGCCGCACCCGCCUGGAGAGCCUGCGCGAGUGCCAGUGCUCCCUGGACCACGUCCUGGGCUGGUUCGCCCGGCCGCUGUUCACAGACGGGGACUACCCCCCCUGCAUGAGGGCCAGGCUGGGCUCGCGGCUGCCCACCUUCACGCGGGAGGAGAGGGAGCAGGUGAGGGGAACGGCGGACUUCUUCGCCCUCUCCCACGGAGCGGCCCUCAGCUUCCAGCUCAUCAACGACAGCCUGAAGUUCGGGCAGCAGGAGGACCUGGACCUGAGGAUGCUGCUCUACUGGGUCAACGCCGAGUACGACCGGCCGCCCAUCUUCGUGGUGCAGAGCGGCUGGUACGUCUCCGGCAGCACAAAGACUGAAGACCCCAAACACAUGUACUACCUGAAGAGGUUCAUCGCUGAGGCCCUGAAAUCGAUCGUGAUAGACAGAGUGAAUGUGAUUGGAUACACCGCCUGGUCUCUGAUCGACGGGUUCGAGUGGCACAGGGAAUACAUCAUACGACGAGGACUCUACUACGUGGACUUCAACACUCUGGACAUGAAGAGGGAGCCCAAGACGUCUGCCACCUUCUACAGAAAUGUCAUCCAGAGAAACGGUUUCCCUGAACUUCCAGAGAACAGACCAGCGCAGGGAGUGUUCCCGUGUGAUUUUGCCUGGGGCGUAUCUGCCAACUCCAUCCAGGUGGAGACGAUGCCCAGCCUGCUAGCUGACCCCAGUGUUUACCUUUGGAACAUCUCCAGCAACGGCCCCCUGAUCAAGCUGGAGGGCGUCAGCGCGCCGCCUUUACGCAGAGCAGCCAACUGUGCAGAUUACGACACCAUCCGACAACAAGUGGAUGAGAUCCAGCGGGUCGGAGUAAACCACUUCCAUUUCUCUCUGAACUGGUCGGCCCUGGUGCCCACGGGUGAUGUGGCUGACCCCAACACCACCCUGCUGGGCUACUACCGCUGCUUCACCCGUCAGCUGCUGCGGGCCAACAUCACGCCGGUGGUCACGCUGUGGCACCACACCCGCCAGCGCAGCAGCCUGCCGGCGCCACUGGACACCGACAACAAGUGGCUGAACAGGAAGAUUCCGGAGGCGUUCGCAGAAUACGCCCGACUCUGCUACAGGGAGCUCGGCGCCCACGUGAAGAUGUGGAUCACCCUGAACGAGCCCAACGACGAGAUGGUGAGCUACCAGGAGGGGCACCAGAUGCUGCGGGCGCACGCUCUGGCCUGGCGCGCCUACGACGGCGAGUUCAGACCCACGCAGGGAGGACAGGUGUCCCUGGCUCUGCACAUGGACUGGGUGGAACCGGCCUUUUCCUUCAGCCGUGAAGACGUGGAACCGGCCAAACGGGUCAUGGAGUUCCGAGUCGGCUGGUUCGCGGAGCCGAUCUUUGGCAGCGGGGACUAUCCUCUGGGGAUGAGGAGCUGGCUGCGUCAGCUCAACUCACUGGAGUUCAAGCUGCCGGUCUUCAAUGAAGAGGACAAGCAGCUGGUCAAAGGAACAUACGACUUCUUCGCCAUCAGUCACUUCAGCACCGAGUUGGUGGCACAUGCGAGGGAAGACACGUACACCUACACGAAAAUGCUGGAGGUCCAACACAUGAUCGACACCACGUGGAUCAUGUCCCCGAGGCCUGUGGUGCCCUGGGGCCUGAGGAAGGCCCUCAACUGGGUGAAGGAGCACUACAGUGACGUGCCCGUGUUUGUGAUGGCUAACGGGGUCCAGGAAGACCCGGCCCGCUUCAAGGACAGCCUGAGAGUCUACUACCUGUACAACUACAUCAACGAGGCUCUGAAAGCGUACACUCUGGACGGCGUCAACCUGAAGGGUUACUUUGCGUACGCACUGAGCGACCAGAGGGACCCGGGCUUUGGUCUGUACGGCCAGGUCCACGAGGAGGUCAUCGUGAAGGCGUCUCUCUCCAACUACCGCAACAUCAUCCAGCACAACGGCUUCCCCAUCCAGGGGGCCGCCCGGCAGCAGUGUCCCAGCUCCCCCCAGCCCUGCCCGGGCUGCCACGUGCUGGUGAAGAUGCCCGUGGUGGGGUUCUUGACUCUGGUAGGCUCGGGGGUGCUCAUCACCCUGUGCCUCAUCAUUUACUACACAACCAAGAGACACAAAGAGUGCUACUGAGGAUUGUUUUUGUGUUAUUGUUUGCUCUUUUUAUGAAUGAGUCUCAACAGAUGAUAUUGGGCUCUUUGUUCAGCGUGUGUAUUAUUCUUCGUCUAUUGAGUUGCUUCUAAAUGAGGUCUGAAUUUGUACCUAGAGGUGAAAUCCUCUUGACUCUGGUGUGACCACUGUUAUUAAGUGUUAUUUAAAGAUGGAGUGAAUUUGUUACCUGUAGCUGCUGCAUUGAGCAGCUGAUGAAUCUGUGAAUGUAUCAAGACUGUUUUUAAAAAAUGAUUUAAAGGCU